UCUAGCCUGUACUGAUAUGCAGCCAAGCUUUUGUGUGAUCCUCGUUCUCUCCACGUUACAGCUAUUGGUGCUGUUUGCACAGGGCGAAAGCAGUGUUAUAGACAGCUUCAGGAUUUUCAAUAACUUUCCCAGUGGAGUCGCAAUCUCCAACAGCAACAAUGAUUCAGAAUAUGAAUGCUUGACGGCGAAGAGAAUAUGGCUGAAUGCGAAAGCGAAGCAAGGGAAGUACAUCUGGAUUCUAAAGGAGCGCCAUGGAAAAUCAAAAAUAGAGAUACCAUUUUAUUUAAGCCAAGGAAGCAGCCCUGACACGUUCUCAUACAAGGUGGGAUCAGAAGAUGCAACUCCUGAAGAGGGAAAGUUUAUGUACACGGACUACGAACACUGUUCGGUUCUCGACAUGCCCUACAAUGGCCACCAGUGUAUCCUUUGGUCAUCCGAACUGAGUAAGGACUCGUUGCCGCAAGAGUGCAUGGACAAGUUCGCCGACAUCUGUGGCGUCGGCAUUCCGUUAUACAACCAAGAUUUAUGCCCGGUUGAGAUAGCCAACUGAUAGAUUGAGAAUUACGCUGUACUGGCUAGAUAGCAGAGCGCAAAAUAUAAUAUGAAGAUUUGCUGGAGU
Messenger RNA from Dermacentor silvarum, 619 nucleotides. RefSeq lists its product as uncharacterized. The record is from RefSeq and is a predicted model, not a curated record. The transcript is spliced from 5 exons. Gene Ontology annotation, biological process: symbiont-mediated perturbation of host defenses. Lineage: Eukaryota; Metazoa; Arthropoda; Arachnida; Ixodida; Ixodidae. Gene Ontology annotation, molecular function: amine binding. Bases 17 to 550 code for a protein of 177 amino acids.